UCUCUGUCCAGCGCACCGCACUGCACCAUGUCCGAUACCGAGGCACCCACCGGCGAUGUCGAGGCCGGGCCCUCUGCCCCUGCGCCACUGAAGCCAGUCUACUGCGCCAUCUGCACCUUCCCGCCCGAGUACUGCGAGUUCUCGUCGAGCAGCACAAAGUGCCGCGCCUGGCUCUCGUCGUCGCACCCGGAGCUCGCAGCCAAGAUCUACUCGGACGAGGCGCUGACGCAGAAGCUGGCCUCGCUCACGACGAAGCAGGCCGACGACUUGGAAAAGGAGGCGGCGAAAAAGGAGAAGCGGGCCGAGGCCAAGGCGGAAAAGGACGCCAAGGCGCUCAAGAGCCAGCGCAUUACGCUGACGAAGAUGGCAAGGACAAAGAAGAAGGCAACGACGGCUGUCUUUGGGCUCCACCUUUUCAGUCCGCCUCUGCCGGCGCUGAAAGUCAUCUCAAAAGGCCUCUCGUCUCGACUAGCCACGGGCGCAUCGGUGUCAAAAUCGACUGCGAAUCCGGGCGUGGACGAGAUUGUGGUGCAGGGCGACGUCGCCGACGAGGUUCGCGACAUGAUCAUCAGCCGCACCAAGCCCUUCGACACGCUUCCCAAGGAGGAAGACGGAGGGCCCUCCGACAAGCAGAUUGUCGUCGAGGAGGAAAAGAAGAAAAAGGCCCCUGCCAAGGAGGGUGAGGGAGGAGCAGCUGCAGGAGGAGCCGAUGAAUAG
Messenger RNA from Acaromyces ingoldii, 717 nucleotides. RefSeq lists its product as hypothetical. NCBI's taxonomy places the organism in Eukaryota, Fungi, Basidiomycota, Exobasidiomycetes, Exobasidiales, Cryptobasidiaceae. Gene Ontology annotation, molecular function: mRNA binding; translation initiation factor activity. Gene Ontology annotation, biological process: translation reinitiation; formation of translation preinitiation complex. Bases 28 to 717 code for a protein of 229 amino acids. The record is from RefSeq and is a predicted model, not a curated record. The transcript has 2 exons.